AAUAAAUAAUUAAAAAAACAAAAAAAAGGCAACUUUAAAAAUAAAAAUGAUAUUAAAUCUAGUUCUUAAAAAUAAAUAUAAGCUAGAUUUAGUAAACUUCUUUUCAACUACAAAAAAGCCUUAUAUAAAUGGUCGUCCUUAAAAAAGACCUUUAUGGAAUCCUACAGACCAUAAUCUAGAAAAAACAUUUGUCCUUACUGAUUAUAGUGAUUUAAAAGGGUGAGGUUGUAAAGUCCCCCAGGCCGAUUUGAAGAAAUACCUUGAAAAGCUAGGAAACGCUAAAUAAAUAACAAGCGAAGCACCUGAUGUAAGUGUAAGGCCUGUAAGAAAUACUAAAACUAAGAAAUUAAUUAGUACUAUAGACUUUUUUUAUCCCUUAGUAGAAGAUCCUUAUAUGUAAGGAAGAAUUGCAUGUUGUAAUGUACUUUCGGAUCUAUUUAGUAUGGGAGUUACUGAUAUUGAUACUGUUUUAAUGGUUUUAGCAGUUUCUAAUAAGAUGAAUGCUUAACAAAAAGAAAUAGUUACAUCUCUUAUGAUAUAAGGUUUUGAUGAAUGUGCUUAGUAAGUAGGCGCAUACGUUUUAGGGGGCUAAACAAUAAUUAAUCCAUGGCCAAUAAUUGGAGGAGUAGGAAUCUCAGUAGUAGAAAGAGAGGAGUUUUUGAUGCCAAAUAAUGCAAAAGUUGGUGAUAUGAUAAUAUUGACUAAGCCUUUAGGGACUUAAUUGGCAGUUAAUUUAAAAUAAUGGUAUACUAAGGACAUAAAGGAUAAAUUAGAAAAAAUAUAAGGCUUUAUAAGUAAAGAAUAGGUUGAUUAAGCAUUUUUGAAAGCAGAAAUGGAGAUGGGUACUUUGAGUAUUUUGCCAAGUUUUUAAUGAAAAAAUAUAAGGCUAAUGCAUGCACUGAUGUGACAGGAUUCGGAAUUAAGGGACAUUCUUAGUUUUUGGCAGAAGUAUAGAAAGAAUAAGUAGAUUUAAUCAUUAAUAAUUUACCUACAAUUAAAUAUGUGGCAAGUAUAGACGGAAAAGCGAGAGAUUUCAAAUUUAAAUAAGGGCUAAGUCCGGAAACUAGUGGAGGUUUACUUAUUUGUUUAGAAAAAAAUAAGGCAAAGGAAUUUAUUUCGGAAAUGAAAGAUAAUGGGCUUGAAUGUAAUCUUGUAGGAGAAGUUGUUAAAGGAAAAAAUAAUUCGAUUGUAAGAGAAGAUGCUUCUAUCGAAGAAAUAAUAUGAUUUAUAUAAGAAAAAUGAAUUUUUGAAAAUUUAUAAAAUUAAAAGGAAGUCUGUUAUUAUGUUUUUUUUUUUUAAAUAAAAAAAAGCACCUUAAAAUAUUUCAUAAUAUAGGGAACAGGCUGAAAAUAUAUUUUAUAAAAUUUUUGAAUGUUUUAUUUUUAUUAAAUUGGUACAAAACAGAUUUUAUUUAAUAGGAUAAAAAUAAAAAAAUAUAAAAGAAUUAAAUUAAAUAAAUAUAUAUAUAUAUAUAUAUAUAUAUAUAUAUAUAUUAUAUGUAUAUAUUUUUUUUAUUUAUAUUUUCAUAAAU
Ichthyophthirius multifiliis is the source of this 1531-nucleotide messenger RNA. Its product is annotated as selenophosphate synthetase 2, putative. The record is from RefSeq and is a predicted model, not a curated record. Gene Ontology annotation, biological process: L-selenocysteine biosynthetic process. Lineage: Eukaryota; Ciliophora; Oligohymenophorea; Hymenostomatida. Gene Ontology annotation, cellular component: cytoplasm. The transcript has 2 exons. Gene Ontology annotation, molecular function: selenide, water dikinase activity; ATP binding.